Brachypodium distachyon (stiff brome) is the source of this 1045-nucleotide messenger RNA. RefSeq names its product peptide methionine sulfoxide reductase A2-1. Bases 254 to 820 code for a protein of 188 amino acids. Lineage: Eukaryota; Viridiplantae; Streptophyta; Magnoliopsida; Poales; Poaceae. The transcript has 2 exons. Gene Ontology annotation, cellular component: cytoplasm. The record is from RefSeq and is a predicted model, not a curated record. Gene Ontology annotation, molecular function: peptide-methionine (S)-S-oxide reductase activity. Gene Ontology annotation, biological process: cellular response to oxidative stress.
CAAAUUUGGCAUUAACAACGCACAAUUGCGGACUACAUUUAACCACGGAUCCGCACCAUUCAAUUUGUCUCUGGAGCAAGUGGCCACACCUCACCGCCCCCUGAUAAAUCCCGGAAGAGAAAUUGUCCGUCCAGCCUUUAUAAAACCUGCAGUUCAGGAUCGGAUCCUCCGUCACCACCCUACCAUCAUCAACGAAUCCACCCCUGAGAAGUCCACCCCUCCACCACAACACCAACAACAACAGAUCGCCGCCAUGUCCAGCUCCGGCGUCGACGGAGCGGCGAACCCGGCGCUGGGGCCGGACACGGACGCGCCGGCCGGCGAGGGCCUGUCGCAGGCGCAGUUCGCGGCGGGGUGCUUCUGGAGCGUGGAGCUGGCGUACCAGCGGCUCCCCGGCGUGGCGCGCACGGAGGUGGGCUACUCGCAGGGGCACGUCGACGAGCCGACCUACCGCGGCGUCUGCGGCGGCGGCACGGGCCACGCCGAGGCUGUGCGCGUGCACUACGACCCCAAGGAGUGCCCCUACGCCGUGCUCCUCGACGUCUUCUGGGCCAAGCACAACCCCACCACGCUCAACAGACAGGGCAACGACGUCGGGACGCAGUACCGGUCGGGCAUCUACUACUACACGGCGGAGCAGGAGAAGGAGGCGCGGGAGUCGCUGGAGGAGAAGCAGCGGGAGUGGAAGGAGCAGAUCGUGACCGAGCUCCUCCCGGCCAAGAAGUUCUACCCCGCCGAGGACUACCACCAGCAGUACCUCGAGAAGGGCGGCCAGUCCGCCAAGAAGCGCUGCUCCGACCCCAUCCGCUGCUAUGGCUGAUAGCAUUUGUAACUGUUAUUAAGAUGUCGGUAGCAUCAUCAAGGACACCAUCGUCUGCGUGGCUGUGCCGGUGCCAAAUAAGUUUGUGGUUUUGGUACUAAAUAAACGUAUGUUUGCGCCGUCUUGUGAAGCUGCGGUCGUCCGGUGCUUGAUCCUGUGUAAGCUACGUAUACUCCUAUUUAUGUCAAUCUAAAAUACCAGCAGUAGCACUGGCCAAUUGUGCGC